GGGAGAAGGAGAAGGCUGGACGAGACCAAGACUGUCGUGUAAAUCGAGACGUGGUCGUGGCAUAUGCUUGCUUCAGCACCCUCUGUUCGCUCGUACAUAAGCUCGCAGCUGCUCUACCAUCCGGCCAUGGACUCAACUCCGCCUGUUGUGCCCAUAUUGCUGCUUGGGGAUGACGGGGUGGGUAAGUCUACAUUCUUGUCCCGAUUGACUCUCGGCUCCAAUUCCGUCCCUGGCCAGCCUCUUCCGGUGCUUCGGGAUCUGGACCAACCAUUCCCUUUCAAUAUACGGAUGUACAAUCGCCCCUAUCAAUUUGAGUUCUACGAUACCGCAUCACCUACAUCAUACACUCUGCUUAGGCCCGCGGUAAUUGUGCUUUGCUACUCCAUCUCAGACCCGGAAAGUCUCCGCAGUCUCAAAACGACGUGGAAGUACACAGUUGAGACCCACUUCAACUUCGACGAGAAUCUACCCGUUGUUGUACUGGGGCUAAAACGGGACGUGAGGCAGAAGGAAGACUACUCCGGAAGCGUACGCGCGAAAGCGCCAGCGGCUGAUGAGAGCGACGGGGCUCCGCUGAUGCCGGGUCGAACUUUCGUGUAUCCGCAGGAAGCAUUGAACCUGGCGCAGGAGAUGAGGUGUGAUCGCUAUUGUGAAUGCAGCGCUUUGACUGGUGAGCUGUGCAACGAAGCAUUCGAAGACAUUGCCAGAACAGCCGCCAAGACGACCACGGAGAAGGGUGGCAAGAGUGAUGGUACCCAGUGCGUAGCGAUGUGA
Messenger RNA from Baudoinia panamericana UAMH 10762, 774 nucleotides. RefSeq lists its product as uncharacterized. Gene Ontology annotation, biological process: small GTPase-mediated signal transduction. Lineage: Eukaryota; Fungi; Ascomycota; Dothideomycetes; Mycosphaerellales; Teratosphaeriaceae. The record is from RefSeq and is a predicted model, not a curated record. The coding region runs from base 64 to 774 and encodes 236 amino acids. Gene Ontology annotation, molecular function: GTPase activity; GTP binding. The transcript has 2 exons.